CGUUACUACCCCAGCUUUUCACAGCAGACUGUGUACAAGUGGGACAACACAUUCUCUACACUCAGCAGGAUCUCCUGUAACACAGUCUCCAAUAGUAUCACACAAUAACAGCAAUAAUAACCAAUACAGUGCAAAUAAACAGAACUCCUCACCAGCACCCCCUGGUGGAGAGAGUUUCUUCGAGGAGGACUCCAGUUUUGUGAAAACGACUGAAAAGAUAUCCAGCAUUGGUGCUACAACUAGUUUCCAGUCUGUUCAGAACUCCUCAGCAAAGGGUGAUUUCACCAGUUCAUUCACUAUUGGCUCAACACAGGGGACAAAUCAUCAAAGGGAGAACUCGGUCAAUUCAGUCAAUUAUGGUGGUGCUAUUUUCAGUCCCCAUGUCCCAUCAACUAGCAAUAUGUCUUUGUCUCAUAUGGAUGCUUCUAAAAGUAAUCCAGUUGCUAGCCACAGUGGUGCAAUAUCAGGAACACAGCAAUCUUAUCAACUCACAGCCAACCAGCAAGCCAACAAAGAAUUUGAUGGCCACAAUUUUCCCCACAGUAGAGAGCUGCUGAAAGUUUUCACACAAGUAUUUGGUUUGAGGAAUUUCAGGCAUAAUCAGCUACAAGCUAUCAAUGCGACCUUGUUAGGAAAAGACUGUUUCAUUCUCAUGCCAACAGGUGGAGGGAAGAGCUUGUGCUACCAGCUUCCUGCCUUACUGACACCAGGUGUCACUGUAGUCAUCUCACCUCUCAGGUCACUCAUACAGGACCAAGUACAGAAAUUGUGCUCGUUAGAUGUGCCAGCAGCCCACCUGUCUAGUGAUGUAACUCUAGCCCAGUCUGAGAACAUCUAUCACCAGCUGUACCUCAGAGACCCUGGCCUGAAACUCCUCUAUGUUACUCCUGAAAAGAUAAGUCAGAGUGAGAAGCUGCUGUCUGUAUUUGAAAACUUAUACAGGAGGAAAAUGCUGAGUCGCUUUGUCAUUGAUGAAGCUCACUGUGUCAGUCAGUGGGGUCAUGACUUCAGGCCAGACUAUAAAAAGCUGAAGCUGCUGAGGCAGAAAUACCCUGGUGUCCCCAUGCUGGCAUUAACUGCUACAGCCACCCCUAGGGUCAGGAAAGAUAUUCUCUACCAGCUGAAUAUGAAGGCACCCAAGUGGUUCACCCAAAGUUUUAACAGGACAAACCUCAAAUACUCUGUACAGCCUAAGAAGGGGAAGUCAUUGAUGAAUGAAAUGAUCAACCUAAUCAAGACAAAAUUUUCAAAACAGUCUGGCAUUAUCUAUUGUUUAUCACGAAAGGAGUGUGAGACAGUAUCAAGUGAACUCCAGAAGGCAGGUAUCACAUCUCAACCCUAUCAUGCUGGUCUGACAGACUCAGAGAGGACACUAGUCCAGGAGAACUGGAUCACAGACAGCUACAAGGUUGUCUGUGCCACCAUUGCCUUUGGUAUGGGUAUUGACAAGCCAGAUGUGAGGUUUGUGUUCCACUACUCUUUACCCAAGUCAGUGGAAGGUUACUACCAGGAGUCUGGCAGAGCAGGAAGAGAUGGCAAACUGUCCACGUGUAUCCUGUUCUACUCCUACCAAGAUGUCAACAGAAUGAGGAGAAUGAUUGAGAUGAAUAGUGAGGGAGGCUAUGAAACCAAGAAAGUUCACUUAGAUAACCUAUACAAGAUGGUCCACUACUGUGAGAAUGUAGCAGAGUGUAGAAGGACGCUCCAGCUCAAUUACUUUGGGGAGAACUUUGACAGAAGUCAGUGCACUGCCAUGCCAGGAGCUAUGUGUGACAACUGUGCAUCCAGGGAGCUGUUUGUGAAGGAAGAUGUCACAGAAGAUGCCAAGGCUAUAGUUCAGGGUGUGAAAGAAGUUACUGGGAAAGGUGGAAGAUUCAACAACUUUACACUGCUUCACUUUAUUGAGAUAUUUAGAGGUGUGUGGAAAAAAUAA
Molecule: messenger RNA, 1933 nt
Organism: Lingula anatina
Lineage: Eukaryota; Metazoa; Brachiopoda; Lingulata; Lingulida; Lingulidae
Product: recQ-like DNA helicase BLM
Biological process (GO): double-strand break repair via homologous recombination; DNA replication
Cellular component (GO): chromosome; nucleus; cytoplasm
Molecular function (GO): nucleic acid binding; 3'-5' DNA helicase activity; four-way junction helicase activity
Source: RefSeq, a predicted model, not a curated record